Messenger RNA from Melitaea cinxia (Glanville fritillary), 1619 nucleotides. RefSeq names its product delta(24)-sterol reductase-like. Gene Ontology annotation, biological process: steroid metabolic process. The record is from RefSeq and is a predicted model, not a curated record. Lineage: Eukaryota; Metazoa; Arthropoda; Insecta; Lepidoptera; Nymphalidae. The transcript has 9 exons. Gene Ontology annotation, cellular component: cytoplasm; membrane. Gene Ontology annotation, molecular function: Delta24(24-1) sterol reductase activity; FAD binding. Bases 1 to 1536 code for a protein of 511 amino acids.
AUGGUCACUGUCGAACCAGAAACAUUUCUAGAGUACAUCAUAAUUGAGUACCGAUGGCUACUCGUCAUCACCAUAUUAAUGCCACUGUCUUUUCUUUGGAAAGUUUGGUCGACAGCAAGAAACUUUGUUGUAUUUAAGCUGAAUAGUGCGCCAAAAGCCCACGAGCGGAAGGUCAGAGAAGUUCAAAAACAGGUGAAAGAUUGGUUAUCCGGAGACCGAAGUACACGACUAUGCACCGCAAGACCGACUUGGCAGACGAUGUCUUUCCGUGAGGGCAUUUACAAGAAAAUGUUCACUAAAAUACAGAUAAACCUCGUCGACGUUUUAGAAGUUGAUACUAAGAACAUGACAGUACGUUGCGAGCCACUGGUGACGAUGGGACAGCUGUCCCAAACUCUUAACGGCCUUGGUUUGGCAUUGGCCGUAGUACCCGAGUUGGACGGGCUGACUGUUGGCGGACUUGUAAUGGGCACGGGAGUUGAGACUUCUUCGCAUAUUUACGGUCUCUUCCAGCACAUAUGUUUGCAAUAUGAACUUGUGCUUGCUGACGGUUCUGUUGUUACUUGCAGCAAGGAUGAAAACCCAGAUCUCUUCUACGCCGUACCGUGGUCGUAUGGAACAUUGGGUUUCUUAACAUCAGUCGUUAUUAAAGUUGUUCCUGCUAAAAAAUAUGUCCGCCUCGAAUACCAUCCGUACACAAACUUAUCAGAUCUUUCUAAGCGAUUCAAAGAAGAAUCUAUGAAAAAGGAUGCUCAUCGAUUUGUCGAAGCUCUGCUUUACUCCAAAGACAGUGGUGUGGUGAUGGUUGGUGACAUGGUAGACGAAGUAGGGAGUGAUGGAAAGCUCAAUCCAAUCGGCAUAUGGUACGCAGAGUGGUUUUUCAAGCAGGUCGAAAAACAUUUGAACAAAUAUCGUCGAGGAAGUAAUAAUACGAUUGUGGAAUAUAUUCCAUUAAGAGAUUAUUAUCACCGUCACACUAAAAGCUUUUUCUGGGAACUUCAGGAUAUAAUACCAUUUGGUAACAACGUUUUGUUCCGGUAUCUGUUUGGCUGGUUGAUGCCACCAGAAGUUUCUCUGCUCAAACUGACGCAACCCAAAGCUGUUAAAAAACUUUACAAUAAAUCUCACGUCAUUCAAGAUAUGUUGGUACCGAUUGACACCUUAGAGGAAGCGAUUAAUGUAUUUCACCAAGAAUUUGAGGUAUAUCCAAUUUGGUUGUGCCCAUUCAAAGUGUUUAACAAUCCUGGGCAAUUGAAAAUACACUCUGGCGAAUCGCAGAUGUUUGUGGAUAUCGGUGUGUACGGUGUUCCCAAGGCUAAAACUUUUGAAACGGAACCGUCAACUCGUCGAAUUGAACAAUUCGUAACUAAAAAGCAAGGCUUUCAAAUGCUCUACGCGGACACGUACACAACUCUUGAGGAAUUUAGAAAAAUGUUCGACCACACGCUGUAUGAUAAGCUUCGGAAUUCUUUGCCUUAUUGUAAGGAAGCAUUUCCAGAAAUAUACGGGAAAGUUAAUAGGCAUGUUAGAGAGUAAAUUAUUAAGUGAAUAUGGUGUAUUGUUCACAUUCUUACUAUAAUAGUAUAAGUAUUUGACUUAAAUAAAAUGAAUAUAAUGUA